AUGCAGCCCAUGGCAAAUACAGAAAAGCAGAAUCAAUCCACAGUUACUGAAUUUAUACUGUUGGGAUUUGGGGAUCUGUCUGAAGUGCAGGUUCUUCUUUCCCUGCUCUUCUUGAUGAUCUACUUGGUGACCAUGACUGGGAACCUUCUCAUUGUCUGGUUAGUUUUGACUGAUCGACACCUUCACACUUCCAUGUACUUCUUCCUAGGGAAUUUUUCCUUCCUGGAAUCCUGCUACAGUUCAGCUAUCAUACCUAAAGUAUUAUCAGUCCUCUUGACUGGAGAAAAACACAUAUCUGUAAAAGCCUGUUUCAUGCAGUUUUAUGUAUUUGCUUGCCUUGGUGGUGCUGAAUGCUACUUCCUUUCUGUGAUGUCUUAUGAUCGGUACGUAGCUGUGUGCAAGCCAUUGCACUAUGCUUCCAUCAUGAACAGCAGGCUGUGCUUGCAGUUGGUAGCCGUGUCUUGGGCAAGUGGGAUCUUAGUUAGCACAAGUACAACACUUACUGUGUUUUCAUUGACUUUCUGUGGGCCAAAUGUAAUUGAUCAUUAUUUCUGUGACUUAUCCCCAGUCAUAAAAGAGAUCUCCUGCAGCGACACAUACAUUGUAGAAAUGACUGCAUUCAUAUUUGCCUGCACAUUCACCCUCCCUCCUUUUAUACUCACACUGAUAUCCUACAUUUUGAUCAUGGUUACCGUCCUCAGAAUGCCCUCUGCUAUGGGGAGGCAAAAGGCUUUCUCCACCUGCUCCUCUCACCUCACUGUGGUGGCCCUCUUCUAUGGCACUCUGAUGAUUGUCUAUAUGCUUCCAUGGUCCAGGAAUCUCAGACACUUGAAGAAAGCAUUCUCACUCUUCUAUACAGUACUGACACCCAUGAUCAAUCCCCUGAUAUACAGCCUGAGGAACAAGGACGUGAAGGAAGCCCUAAGAAAAUCUUUCAGGAAAUUUGCCAUCCGCACAACAUUGCUGGGAUCCAGUUUUUGA
Molecule: messenger RNA, 981 nt
Organism: Varanus komodoensis (Komodo dragon)
Lineage: Eukaryota; Metazoa; Chordata; Lepidosauria; Squamata; Varanidae
Product: olfactory receptor 10A3-like
Exons: 1
Coding region: 1-981 (326 amino acids)
Biological process (GO): G protein-coupled receptor signaling pathway
Cellular component (GO): membrane
Molecular function (GO): G protein-coupled receptor activity; olfactory receptor activity
Source: RefSeq, a predicted model, not a curated record